AAGUUCCUUUUUGUUAUCUGUUGUUUGAGCUGGUGUUUUUAUUCAUUAUCGUCCAGAUCUUGUAGGGAGGAAAGUCUUAUGAAGAGUAGCCGUCAUCUUCAUAAUUGCACCUUGAUCACUUUUUGAAGCUUGUUAUGACAGGUUGUCUUGUUUUCUGAGUAAAAGGUUUACUUUUUUUAAUUUGGAUUUCCGUCACAUCACAGAGAUUUCACCACUGUGUUCACUCCAAAUUAAUCUCUUCUGAGUACCAGAGGACUCACCAUGUGGCUAAAAGGUUUUACAAGUAACCAUGUCAACAUGAAACUUCUGAAGACCUGUGUCAUCCUCCUCCUUGUGUAUGUGUUGUUCUUUACACUAAGAAACAUGGCCCUGCUGCAGAUUAAUUUUGAAGAAAACUCUAUCAUCUUCCUCAAGAAAGUGACCUCCGCUCCUUCCACCGGUCCUGUGUUGGCUCCUUACAUGCCUGACAACUUCUGCACCAUCAAGCCACUGUCUUCUGCAGAUGCUAAGGAGGAACGUCUCCUAUUGGACUCCAUUGCUUGGCCUGAGACUCCUCCUCUGCCAGCUCCUUUUUCAUUGAAUCAGACAAGUAAUGCCGCCCACAGCACCUUUACCAUUCUCCCAAGGAGGGGUGGAGGAGAUUGGCAUGUAGGAGACCAGCUGGAAGUUAUUAUACAAAUGUACAACUUCCAAGGUAACCCCAAGAAGUCUGGAGGAGAUGCAAUUGUUGCCCGGUUGCACAACAGGGCACUUGAAGCAGGUGUGGCUGGACGAGUGGUGGAUCUCUUAAUGGCUCCUACUCUGCUGUAUUCUCUUUACUCUGGGAAGGAAGCGCACAGGUUGAGGACUGCCAGUGUCACUGUGUUGCCACGAAGGAAAGGGAACCUGCAGUCAAUCAAGACAGUGGGAAGUCUGGACUCUCUGGGUAUUACUACCAGGGUGUGUGGCGAUCACUAG
Labrus bergylta (ballan wrasse) is the source of this 957-nucleotide messenger RNA. NCBI's taxonomy places the organism in Eukaryota, Metazoa, Chordata, Actinopteri, Labriformes, Labridae. The record is from RefSeq and is a predicted model, not a curated record.